AUGGCUUCUACCAGACUGCCCCUCCCCCGCCAUCUGCGCCUGCGGGUGGCGUCGCCGAGGUUCACCACUGGCCUGACACGGGCAUCACCAGCAUCCUCUGCACGUGUCGCCAGCCUCUGCGCUCGCCCUGCGACGGCGGCGUCCCUGCCUGUUGGCAUUCGCGCCUUCAGCGCGACGUCGUCGGCCUUGACGCCUUACGCCAAGGACAACACGGACGUGAUGCUCAAGGCGCUGGAUCCGCCAGUCAAGACCAUUGACGAGUUCAUUCCGAGGUCAUCCCAGCAGACAUUUUUGUCGGGAGAGGGCGGCCUUCCUCCCCAAUGGCGAGCCCCUCCUCGAGAGCGACAUUGCGUCCAUCGCAAAGAUGCUCAAGACCACCGAGCAGUACUCGGCCCCCUUGAUCGGUGCUGGUUAUUACCCCACCAUCACGCCCAGGUCAUCCAGACUAAUGUUCUGGAGAACCCGGCUUGGUACACCAGCUAUACGCCCUACCAGCCCGAGAUCAGCCAGGGCCGCCUCGAGUCUCUCCUCAACUUCCAGACCAUGGUCUCCGACCUGACCGCUCUCCCCAUCUCCAACGCUAGUCUUCUGGACGAGGGUACGGCAGCCGCCGAGGCCAUGACCCUGUCCAUGAACGCUCUCACGACCUCUCGUGCCAAGAGGGCUGGGAAGACAUACGUCGUAUCCCACCAGAUUCAUCCUCAGACGCUCUCUGUCCUGCAGGGCCGAAGCCAGGGGUUCGGUGUCAAGAUCGAGACUAUGGAUGUUACGUCUCCUGAUGCUCAUGAGCGCAUCAAGGCUCUCGGUGACGACCUUGUCGGUGUCAUGGUUCAGUAUCCUGACACCAGGGGUCACGUCGAGGACUUCAAGGCUCUCUCCGAAGUCGUUCACUCGCAGAAGGCUCUUUUGGCUGUUGCCACUGACCUUCUGGCUCUGACUCUCCUAACUCCCCCCGGUGAAUGGGGAGCCGACAUUGCCUUCGGUACUGCCCAGCGAUUCGGCAUUCCUCUUGGCUUUGGUGGACCCCACGCUGCCUUCUUCUCUGUCACCGACGCACACAAGCGCAGGAUGCCCGGACGUCUCAUUGGUGUCUCCCGCGAUCGCACGGGCAAGAAUGCCAUGCGCCUGUCUCUCCAGACUCGUGAGCAGCACAUCAGGCGAGAGAAGGCCACGAGCAACGUGUGCACAGCCCAGGCGCUGCUCGCUAACAUGAGCGCCCUCUAUGCAAUUUACCAUGGCCCUGAGGGCCUCAAGCAGAUUACCAACCAGGUCGUCGCCCGCGCACGCGGCGUUCAGGCGCUUGCCAAGCAGUUUGGCAUCACGACUGAGGAACCUCGCAACUCUCCCGAUGGCAAGGUCCUCUUCGACACGGUCAUUCUCAAGGCUGGCGACAAGCUCGCCGAGAACAUCGUCGAGAAGGGUGAGCAGCUUGGUCUUCACUUCCGUAAGCUUGGCGGUGGCGAUCUCGGCGUCAGCAUCGGCGAGGCCACGGAUGCGCAGGCGUUCCAGAGGCUUGCCAUCACCUUCGCUGCGGCCACUGGUGGAGACCCCAACAAGGCUGGCGACGCUGCCAUUGAGGUUCUCCGCAAGGAGGGCGUCGAUGUGCACAGCACGCUGCCUGACACUUUCAAGAGACAGUCGGAGUACCUUACUCACCCUGUUUUCAACACGCACAGGAGCGAGACGGAGAUCCUCCGUUACAUCUACCACCUUCAGUCGAAGGAUCUUUCGCUCGUCCACUCCAUGAUCCCCCUGGGAUCCUGCACCAUGAAGCUUAACGGUGCGACUGAGAUGUCCCUGAUUUCCAAGGACACUUUCUCCAACCCUCACCCUUUCGUCGACCCCAAGCACACCCCUGCCUACCUCGAGUUCAUCAAGCAGCUUGAGGACCAGCUGUCCGGCAUCACCGCCAUGGACGCAACCACUCUGCAACCCAACUCGGGAGCGCAGGGAGAGUUUGCUGGUCUGCGCGCCAUCCGCAGGUACCAUGAGCAGCAGCCGGGUACCAAGCGCGACAUCUGCCUGAUUCCCAAGUCUGCCCACGGCACCAACCCUGCGUCUGCCGCCAUGGCCGGCAUGCGCGUCGUCCCUAUCGAGUGCGACAACCUGACGGGCAACUUGGAUAUUGCGGAUCUCGAGGCGAAGUGCAAGAAGCAUGCUGCCGAGCUGGGCGCCAUUAUGGUCACGUACCCUAGCACCUACGGUGUCUUUGAGCCGAACAUCAAGCAGGUCUGCAACAUUGUGCACGAGCACGGCGGCCAGGUCUACAUGGACGACCUUCUGCAUCCCCCACGGUGGAGGUGGUCCUGGCGUUGGCCCCAUCUGCGUGAAGAAGCACCUGGCUCCCUACCUGCCCGGCCGUCACCCCGACGACAAGGAGGCCAUGAUCAGUAG
This is a messenger RNA of Verticillium alfalfae VaMs.102, 2394 nucleotides long. RefSeq names its product glycine dehydrogenase. Gene Ontology annotation, biological process: glycine decarboxylation via glycine cleavage system. Lineage: Eukaryota; Fungi; Ascomycota; Sordariomycetes; Glomerellales; Plectosphaerellaceae. Gene Ontology annotation, cellular component: glycine cleavage complex; mitochondrion. The record is from RefSeq and is a predicted model, not a curated record. Bases 1 to 2394 code for a protein of 797 amino acids. The transcript has 3 exons. Gene Ontology annotation, molecular function: pyridoxal phosphate binding; glycine binding; glycine dehydrogenase (decarboxylating) activity.